AAGCAGGAAACGAUGAUGUUUCUUUUUGAUAUUUUUUUUUUCCUGAGCUAUACAGUCUUAUGAGCACACAUGCAGACAUGAAGAAACUUUUUGGUAGCGUUUUACUAAGCCUUCUCACAUUUGUAUCAUCUGCCAAUGCAGGUUCCCACUCUCUGUGCUCGGUGGCGACGUUCGUCAUCGGAGAGACGCCUUUCCCUGAGUUCACCGUCCUGAUCAUGCUGGAUGAUAUAAUAGUCUCAAGCUAUGAUUCACACCAGCAAAAGACAGUUAUGCGAAUAGACAGAGCAAUAAAUGAUGAAGAGCAGUAUUUUUCGAAAUUGAUAUUCGGAGCACUGCACAAAGAAAUGCAAACACGAGCACAUCAUCUGAAGCAGCACUUCAACUGUUCCAAAGGUGUCCAUGUGGAACAGAGGCUGGAUUGUUGUGAAUUGCUGAGCAAUAACGUGCAAGGACAAAUGAAGAUGAUCGAUUCUUUCAACGGCUUGAGUGGAUUUGAGAUGGACUAUAAUAUACACCAGCAUUCGCUGCACGCCGAUGUGACGUGGCCUAUAGCCUUUGAUACGUCCAAGUAUGACUAUCACAAAGCAUUGUACCUCCAUGUCCUGCAACCUUUAUGCACGACAGCAUUACAUGAAUUACUUAAAACUUUGAAGAACUAUGUACUGAGGAAAGUGAAGCCCAAAGUGAGACUCAUGAAACAACUCAACUCGGACUCCGGAGGUGCUCGUCUGACCUGCCUGGCCACCGGGUUUUACCCACGACACAUCAACGUGGCGAUACUGAAAGAUGGCCAGGGCGUACCUGAGGACCUCAUCACUACAGGAGAUAUUUUGCCUAAUGCAGAUGGAACCUAUCAGAUGAGGAAGACUGUAGAGAUCAGUGCUGAAGAGCUCCAACAGAAGCACAACUACACCUGCACUGCUACGCACCUCAGCCAGGACAACAAAAUGAACGUCUACUGGGAAAUGCUGCUCACAGAUGACAGACCGGGUCCAAACAUUACUGUAAUCAUCAUCAGCGUACUAUUUGUGUGUGCAAUCACUUCAACAGUCGCCCUGGUUAUAUGGAAGAGAAGGGGUGCGGUUUCUCAGGCAUCCUCUCAGACGGACUAUUCUUCUGCCUCGACCACGGAGGAUGAGACGUGUGAAAAGUAGGACAAGAAUCUUUGGGACACUGCAACAUAUUGUAUAAGCUGUGUGCAAAGCUGAAAAUUAGUUUUGUAUUCAGUUUUUUAUGUUUCUUUUUUCUGUUUUUUCUUUUUUUUUUUAACAUAAAUUGCUUUAUUUAUUUAUUUAUUUAUUACUUUUUAAGCUUAUAUGUGCACUACCUUAAGAUUAAUUUGGUAUAACUUGCUUGUUCAUAUACAUUUUAAAAACAGUAUUAGGUUUAAGCACACGUUUAGCCAGCAUUUAUGUUUAUUUGUAAGCAAAGUUUGCCCUAGAGCAUAAUAAUAAUACAGCUAUUUGUAUAAUACAGCUAUUAUCCCUCUUCUUCUUCAUCUCUUGCACUUGCAUCCAAUCACUUACUUCUGACCGCAUGUCUGCUUGUUGCCAAGCAACAGUCUCUCUGUCGCUGUUACCUAGGUUACGGGUGUCUGGGUAGCUGCUUCUGUAAAUGUCGUUGAGCUAUAAGAUGCUAAUUGCUCGGAUAAGCUGUUUUGUCAAAGCAAUACAAAAGAAUACAAUUAUUAAAGGACUUCUCUGAAA
Messenger RNA from Tachysurus fulvidraco (yellow catfish), 1706 nucleotides. Its product is annotated as T-cell surface glycoprotein CD1c2-like. The record is from RefSeq and is a predicted model, not a curated record. Bases 60 to 1154 code for a protein of 364 amino acids. Gene Ontology annotation, biological process: immune response. Lineage: Eukaryota; Metazoa; Chordata; Actinopteri; Siluriformes; Bagridae. Gene Ontology annotation, cellular component: external side of plasma membrane. The transcript has 7 exons.